Messenger RNA from Cornus florida, 1044 nucleotides. Its product is annotated as F-box/kelch-repeat protein At3g23880-like. The record is from RefSeq and is a predicted model, not a curated record. The coding region runs from base 1 to 1044 and encodes 347 amino acids. NCBI's taxonomy places the organism in Eukaryota, Viridiplantae, Streptophyta, Magnoliopsida, Cornales, Cornaceae. Gene Ontology annotation, molecular function: protein binding. The transcript has a single exon.
AUGGCCACAGAGAAAGCUAGAAGAAAGUCACUGCCACAUCUUCUUCCUGAAGAUAUCAUCCUUGAAAUACUUCUGCAACUCCCUGUCAAGUCUCUGGUUCGGUUCAGAUGCAUUUGCAAGAGUUGGGUCGCUUUAAUUGAUGAGCCAGGCUUCACCAAAAGGCGCAACCAACGUCGUAUAAUUUUCUCAGCUUUUAACAAACCACCAUUCUCAAUUGAAUCUAUGGACUUUGAAGGUUUAGAUAACAACCUAGUUACUUUCAAUCUUCCAUUGAAAAAAACUCCUAAACCACGUAUUGAAGUGCUGGUUUUGGGGUCUUGUAAUGGCUUGUUAUUGUGCAAACUCCAUCAGAAUUUCGAAGAUAACCUCUUCUUAUGCAACCCUACCACUAGACAGUGCAAAGAGUUGCCACAAACUGGUUUUUGCAGAUGUAGUUUAAAUUUCUAUGGAUUUAGUUAUGAUUCCUCCACUGACGACUACAAGGUAGUGAGAGGUCUUUGCAGGCUUGUCAAACACUUCAAAAGAUGUCAUAAAAAAGCUUCUCGAAUCAAAAUCUAUUCAAGAAAAACCAAUUCUUGGAAAAGGAUUGAAGAAUUCCCUUCCCUGAGAUUCUUCCAAAGUAUUGGUGCUCUUGUUAAUGGAUUUCUGCAUUGGAAAGGCGACCUUCAGCCCUGUAAAAAAUGGUUAUUGAUUGCUUUCGAUUUAGAGAAGGAAAAAUUCAGAGAAGUGCCAAAACCGGAUUUUGGAGAUUGGGGUUUCAUACAUCAGGUAUGUGUUUUAGAUGGAUGUCUUUGUGUAGUUUGUGGUCAUUGCGAAAGGUAUACUAAGGAUUUGAGUUUGAAGGUAUGGGUGAUGAAAGAGUAUGGAGUGAAGGAAUCUUGGACAUGCUUAUUAACCAUAAGGCCCAGUGAAACAAUAUUGGGUGUUUCUUUGGCAAUUUUGCCCUUGUGCACCACAAAUGGUGGUGAACUUGUCUUGCAACUCACUCGCGGAAGGAUUGUCAAAUAUAAUUUCAAAGAGGAAAAAUUUGGUGUGCAUGAAUGA